This is a messenger RNA of Haliotis rufescens (red abalone), 770 nucleotides long. RefSeq lists its product as uncharacterized. The record is from RefSeq and is a predicted model, not a curated record. The transcript has 6 exons. Bases 23 to 607 code for a protein of 194 amino acids. Lineage: Eukaryota; Metazoa; Mollusca; Gastropoda; Lepetellida; Haliotidae.
CCUACAGAGCAGCCGGUUGAGGAUGGACGCUAGCAGUCUGGUCGUGUUCACUACAGUCAUCCUCUGUCUCAACUAUGGACACUCAACAGCCAAACACCAGUCGGAAGAGACAGUCGGGGUCGUAAUAAACAAGCUGGAACAACUGCUACGAGAUGUGUCCAGUCUACAACACUCGAUGGACCAGUUGGACGCUAAUAUUCAGAGUUCCCUACCAACAGACGACUGUUCCCUUGGAGUGGACAAGAACUGUCACCCUAUGUAUAUCCUCAGUCAGAUGUGGCUCAAGAAUCACUUGUCCAAUCCCUACAGGUCGCCGGGCAAGCGGUCAGUGAGGGAUACCUCCAGCGUGAUGGGGCACUCUCGGACAACAAGAUCGGUAGAGGAUCUCUACAGAAAAAGAUACAUGCUUAGGUCGCUACGUGCCGUUCUGGCCAACACCCAGCGGGUUAUUAAGGCUGAGAGGAAGAGAUCGUGCAACUUGAACCUGGGGUUCCACUGCCAGACCGACGAAUACUCCUCCAUAGCCGACCUGUACGACUUCCUCUCCAGCGACAUCAGCCCUGGCAAGAGGAAGAGAACAGUGGGCGACUCUCUCAACACAUCGUGAAAUGUCGACGGGGGGUCGGGUGUAUACCAGCAGGGAAACAAGAUGAGCAACUUUACAGACCACUACCUGUCACGUGACGUAUUUUGUACAGAUAAAAACAGGUUGUUUCACUUUUCGACAAGUAUGUAAUCCAAUUGUGAAAUAAAUUGAACUGGAAGUGGAA